GACUGUCUUUUUGAUUGAAGUUAUUCAAGCAUGGCGUAGCGAAAAUUAUAACUAUUCCAAUUAUGGCCGCGAAAUUCUUAGUAGAUAAUUCAUGUUCCGUGUAAAGUAAAAAUAACGGCACAACAAUAUUCCGACUCGAGGUUUUAUCAAAGCAAAAUGAACCUGAGAAAUAGCGUUUCGGACCAUGUCUUCUUCUCUUAUGUAUGCCUGGUCGAUGAAGUGAAACCAAUAAACAAUGAACUUGCCUAUGAAUCCGAUAUCGAACUGGAUAAUGACCGGCCUAUUCAAGUGGAGAGAUCGAAGGCACUACAUGAACUCGUAGAAGCUAAAAAGCAACUUCAGACAACAGACCUUGAAGAAAUGCAGAAUGGCAACAUUGCAAAUACAAGCAACCUUGAGUCACUACAAGAGGAAUCACUGGAGGAUAGUAGAAAUUGUGCCAAUAUUUUGAAACUAACCAGAAUGACAUGGCUUUCUGGUCAAGAAGGCUCUCCGGAGUCCAGCUCCCCGUCGAUAACACCCAGUGCCUCCUCCGCCUCAACCUGCAGCCGAGAAUCUGAAGAAGGAAUUGAUACCCGCGUCAGUUUCGGCGAUAAAUGCUUAUCAACAAUACUACGCUUGGACCGGGAACACAAUAUGUUUGGCCUCUCUAACAUAGCCAUAAUUGGAACGAAAACAUCGCGACGGAGUCGCAAAGAUGAGAAACCUGCUUUUCCUCAGACUGCUAUCGUACAAGUCUGUUGUAGUAGAGGCUGUUGCAGACAUAAGAGCAACACAGAUCUACCAGCAUCUCUUAAGUGCGGCGGAUGUAAUGGAUGCUGUCCAGACCCAUCAUGUCCAAUUUGUAUCACAUCCUGCGGAACGCCCUGUGUUGAACCACCUUGCCCGUCACUGUGUUCGACGUGUCCAAAAGGAAAGUGCAGUUGCAAGGCCGCACCAUGUUCACCAUCUAAAUGCAUGUUGGAUUGUUCAAAUUGUUUCGGGAUGACGAUUCAAGUGAAGAGAAGACCAAAGUACGAUCCCGCCCCGAUUGAAUUGACACCACGAUCAAGCUGUAUUCUCAAAAAGCCCAUGGCCGCUCGAUCAUGUCACCAUUUGCCCCACUGCGUACCACCCUCUUCCUGUUUUCCCUAUUUAAUGCCCUGCUACUGGCCUGCUAGAGCUGGAGCUCCAUGCAACGACCCUGCACGAUGCUUCCAUACCCCACCCUGUAGACCGCCCAGGAAGAGACAAGCUCCGAAGGCACCCGAAGAAGUUUGCUCUAAGAUUGCAAAAUGCACUGAUAACGAGAACAAAAAAUGUGAAAACAUGACUUGUCCUGGGAAUAUUCCCAUUUUUAAAAAAGCUAUUGAGAGCAGAUUUGGAAGCGAAAAGUAAACAUGGUCAAACCACACUGUAUUAGCAACAAUUCAGCUUGCACCUGUGUAAAUAAGGAUCCAUCCGAAAAUACUCAAGAAAGCACCACUAAGAAAAAG
Pieris brassicae (large cabbage white) is the source of this 1475-nucleotide messenger RNA. RefSeq lists its product as uncharacterized. The transcript is spliced from 15 exons. The record is from RefSeq and is a predicted model, not a curated record. NCBI's taxonomy places the organism in Eukaryota, Metazoa, Arthropoda, Insecta, Lepidoptera, Pieridae. Bases 157 to 1377 code for a protein of 406 amino acids.